Molecule: messenger RNA, 261 nt
Organism: Saprolegnia parasitica CBS 223.65
Lineage: Eukaryota; Oomycota; Saprolegniomycetes; Saprolegniales; Saprolegniaceae
Exons: 3
Coding region: 1-261 (86 amino acids)
Source: RefSeq, a predicted model, not a curated record
AUGUUGACCAACUCGACGACGCGCGAGCUCGGAAAAGGGCCCGAGAAGCUCAAGUACUUGACCGGCACGCGCGAAUGCGACCUUCCGUUCAGUCAUGGACUGUGCGGCAACUUACGAGCGUUCUGCUGCCUUCGACCGGGCUGCUUGUCGCCAAAGAGUGCUUGGAUGCCGUUUGCGUGGAAGCCCGUCGGCAAAAUCGAGCGCGACUCGGACCAGAUCUGGAACCAUUUGUGGGAAAACAAGUACUAUAGUUGCUGCUAA